GAGUCUCCUUCACCACUCACCUGAGUCCAAAACCUCGCCGUGCCAGAAAUUGCCCUCGGCGACGGCGGAGGUCUAAACAAUUCCAAACACACACCAGUCUGUUCAACUCGAUCCCCUCUCUCAUAAAUUCAAAUCGGUGUUCCCUAAUUCAUAUCCUUCAAUUCAAAUUGAAGCAAGAAAAUAUGAAUCCUAAAAACUAAAGACCAAAAUUAAAUGCUCAAGAGGAGGGAUCAAAGCCUAAAACGUUAAGACUUUGAUUCCUCGACCCUUAUUCUACAUGACGGUAUCAAUAUCAACGUGAAUUGAUGAAGAAAACAAAUGACUCACUUACCAGGCGGAAAUGACCUCGAAGUCGUAGGAUUUGAAGAAGACGAAGCUAAUAAAAUGGAGGAAGAUCAAUGAUAUUCAGGACCUCAUUGCAAUUGACACGUACUGUAAAAUUUCCCCAAAAAAUACACUCACAGACAAAAAAAAAACACAAGGAAAAAAACAAUCAAUAAUAGUAAGAACACAAAGGUACGAGUUUGUUGGCAGAGAUUGGUUUGGUUAACGAACGCUUCAACGGCAAAAUUUCCCGGGCUACAAGGCUUCCUGUCUCUCUCUCUCUUUCAUCUCCAUGCGCGACAAUUCCCAUUUUCUCACUCAUAAUUUCCAUCUCCUCCAAAAGGAUGCGUAAUUGAAGGGGGAAUUGGCAAUAACUGGAGGAGGAGAAGUAGGGAGGGUGUGUGGGUGAGAGUGAUUGGGGUCCUAAGGUGGAAGAUCUGGCUAGGGUUUUCGUUUUUCAUUGGAGAUUGAGGUGAAAUUAAGGAGAAGAUGAGCGCUUCUAGGUUCAUCAAGUGUGUUACUGUUGGGGAUGGAGCUGUGGGUAAAACAUGUUUGCUAAUUUCCUACACAAGCAAUACCUUCCCUACUGAUUACGUGCCAACUGUCUUCGACAAUUUCAGUGCAAAUGUGGUUGUGAAUGGAAGCACUGUUAAUCUGGGAUUGUGGGAUACUGCAGGACAAGAGGAUUAUAACAGAUUAAGACCUUUGAGUUAUCGUGGUGCCGAUGUUUUCAUUCUGGCUUUCUCCCUCAUUAGCAAGGCCAGUUAUGAAAAUGUUUCCAAAAAGUGGAUUCCAGAGUUAAAGCAUUAUGCACCUGGUGUUCCCAUUAUACUGGUUGGCACUAAGCUUGAUCUUCGGGAUGACAAGCAGUUCUUUGUUGACCAUCCUGGUGCUGUGCCCAUUACCACUGCUCAGGGAGAAGAGCUUAGGAAGCUGAUCAAUGCACCUGCUUAUAUUGAAUGCAGUUCGAAAUCACAGCAGAAUGUGAAAGCAGUGUUUGAUGCAGCCAUAAGAGUUGUCCUUCAACCACCUAAGCAAAAGAAAAAGAAGAGUAAAGCACAAAAGGCCUGUUCGAUAUUGUGAUUUGCUAGGUUGGUCUAAAAAUUUGACAACCAUUUCUCCAAUCUGUAAUUCUCUCCUCUUCUUCAUUUUCUUCAUUCCUACGCAGUUGAAGAAGUUGGAGUCUAUGUGGGUGUUCGUUCGUCUAACAUACUCUAGAUCUCCUUGAAGCAUUAAGGUGGUUGAUGCUUUGUUUUUCUUGGAAUUAUUGUGAAUUCUAAUUGUCAAAUUUGCAUUUCAUGGUUCCCACCUUUUUCUUAACUUACGUUUUAUGUAUUAAUAGACUGGAAUGUCCCAGUUAGGAUGACUACCUUGUUUGCUUGAAGAUAUAUAUAAUAUCUAAAUUAUUUUGUA
This is a messenger RNA of Lathyrus oleraceus (garden pea), 1737 nucleotides long. Its product is annotated as rac-like GTP-binding protein RHO1. Lineage: Eukaryota; Viridiplantae; Streptophyta; Magnoliopsida; Fabales; Fabaceae. Gene Ontology annotation, molecular function: GTP binding; GTPase activity. The transcript is spliced from 9 exons. Gene Ontology annotation, biological process: small GTPase-mediated signal transduction. The coding region runs from base 814 to 1407 and encodes 197 amino acids. The record is from RefSeq and is a predicted model, not a curated record.